Humulus lupulus (European hop) is the source of this 2395-nucleotide messenger RNA. Its product is annotated as F-box protein At3g07870-like. Lineage: Eukaryota; Viridiplantae; Streptophyta; Magnoliopsida; Rosales; Cannabaceae. The coding region runs from base 117 to 1586 and encodes 489 amino acids. Gene Ontology annotation, molecular function: protein binding. The transcript is spliced from 3 exons. The record is from RefSeq and is a predicted model, not a curated record.
UAUAUAUAUAUAUAUAAAUAAUUCACAGCUUCUCAUCUUCAUCUCCACGUUUGGAUGGAGCAGUAGUACUAAAGCUACCAAUACAAGAUUAGUAGUAUUGUUAUAGAAGAAUCGCCAUGAAAAGAGCAAGGAAAUCAUCAGCUCUCGGCACUGAGAACUCUAACCCUACCCAACUGAUUCAAAGUUUCUCCAUAAGCGACCUUCCAAGCCGCAUCCUUGUAGGAAUUUUUCUAACUCUGCCUACCAAAAGCAUUGUUUUCUGCAAAUCCGUAUGCAAGAAAUGGAACACACUGAUUUCCAAUCCUCACUUCUCUAAGUUGCACUUUGCCCAAGCAAAGCCCCAAUUUUUGCUCCGAACUCGUGACUCGACCCGAAGCUCCAGAACUCUGUUCUUGGUUGAUAUCGAAGAAAAUGGGACUGGUUUUAAUCGAGAGAACGAAUCUCAUACCCCUAAUAAACCUUCCAUUAUACUAAAUACCAAAUUGAAAAUCCCACUACGCAAUGCCGAAGUUCUGCUUAAUAAUAAUAAUAAUGACGAGGGUCCCAACAAUAAGGGGAAUCGUCGCCUUAAAUUGAAGCCGAAAGAUCACAAUUACAACAUCGUGAACUCGUGCAAAGGCUUGCUUUGCUUGUCUGAACACUCGCGCAACGACCCGGUUGCGGUGGCCAAUCCCGUCACCGGCGAGUUUGUAAAGCUUCCUCGGACUUGUAAUGAUUUAGAUUGCAAGACUUUCGUUGAUUGUGGAUUAGGGUUCAGUCCAAAGAGUAAAAAAUUCAAAGUGGUUAGAAUUUUCUCUGGAUAUACAGCAGUGACUGAACGUGUUGUGAGGCAGAGUUAUGGUAAAACAGUCGCAGAGGUACACACUCUUGGGACAGAUUCAUGGCGUAGUGUCACUGGUGCUGUUCCAUAUUCGUUUAAGAAGCUAGCAUUUCCUACCUACAUCAAUGGAGCUCUCUAUGCUUUUUGUAUCAACAAUAAGGAGUCAGAUUGUAUCGUUUCCUUCUUGUUCGACAAUGAGCAAUUCGAGCCGGUUCCUCUGCCGCCUCAGUGGAAGUGGAGGCCUAAACGGAGGAAUGUGAGCAUGGGAGUUUUGGGUGUUGAUCAGCUUUGCGUGUGUGAUACUUCUGAUGUUGAAACCACUAAGAUUUGGGUGAUGAAAGAUGAUGGUGUGAGCAAAUCUUGGACUCAGUUCUUUACUAUUUAUACUGAUUGGCCUUGUGGCUUGUGUCAACCUCUAAAUCACUUUAAGAAUGGAGCUCUUUUAAUGUUCAGUAACUGUUUGCAAGAGCUAAUUUACUCUGACCAAAAACACUUUAGAGACAAAUAUCUUGGGAUUCAUGGCCUUAAAUCGAGAUAUGAGGCCAUAGUUCACACUCCGAGCUUUGUUUCCCUCAAGGACAUUGUGGUUGGGCCUAGGGGAACUGUUGACAUACUUAAUAUCAAUUCAAGAUGUGGGAAAUUAAAACUGCAAGGGGAGACUAAAACUCAUUACUUGGUGGAACAACAUAAAGAGAUGGGACCUCUUAAUUGCUCUUCUAACGAAGUUGAAGUAAAGUAUUGGACCAAGCACUUUUGGUCGAAGUAGUGAUGAGGUAUUUCGACUAUGAAAUUUUAAGCUUCAUUUUAUGUGGAAGAUGUUGGAAGUUUAGAUAUAAAUAUAGAUGCAUAUAUAAUAUGUAUAAUUACAUUGAUAGAAUUAGAAGUUGAUGUUUGAAGUUAAUAUAUUAUGGCCCUUAACUUCUGUUGUAUUUUGGAUAAUACCAUCCAUGCCUACUUGGAUUCAACUCUUACCGUUUUGUUUUCUACAAACUGACAUUUUGGGAUAUUGUUGGUAUUUUCCAAUGCAAGUUUACUAAUACAAUAGCUUACAUUAAUCUUCUCUAGAGCUCUUAUCUUUUGAUCAGUUGAAGCUCCAGUAUUUUCUGUUAUACCUUAGAAUGAGAAAGAGCUGAAAAGUUUAUAAAGAGAACAAAUUGGUAGGAAUAUUCUUGUUCGAUACAAAUUUACUUGCUGAAAAUGUCUUCAAAGUUGAUCCGAGUUGAGGCUGCGAUUGGGAAUUUUGAGGCCAUGGCCUCAAACUUGACCAUGGCCGCCAUGGCCUCAUUCUCGACCAUGGCCCCAUGUCCUGAAGCUUUAUAGCUAAACCCGAUUGUUGGAGCUGCAAAGCCAUUUGUUGGGCCGCAGCUCCAGCACAUUAGUAAGUUGGGUUUUUGUUUAUCAUCAUAGGCAAAUGAUAUUUGAUGGCUCUUGUGUAAGCUUCAAGGAAAUGGAUGAUUAGUUUAUUGUUAUUGUAGGCUAUUGACUUUGUAAAUUACGUGUGAGAAUAAGGAUUAGAGUAAGUGAGAAGGUUUGAUUGUUGAUAAUGGAUGAAAGAGUGUCAUCUUGUGUUGUGAA